GAGCAGUGUACAGGGCGAGAGUUCUCGAUCGGAGCGUCAGUCAAACGGGGAACGUCGCGUGAAACGGAUGCGGAAUAAAACGUCUCAGCUGGAAAGUGAAACUGUUUUAAGAAAUGUGCUGGUAAUAAAGUGUUAUAAAGAUAAAACUACUUAACGCCAGAUAAAUUUUAGUGCCGCAAUAACUAGUGAUAUAUCAUUAGAACAGUGACCUGGUGAACUUGCUUUUAAGAUGUGAUUGAAAGAAAACGGUAUCGUGGAUCAGAAAAAAGUCGUAUCAAGGCGUUGGUUUUUUGGAGGUACUAAAUCGAUAAAAUAACAUCGUCGCUCCACUGUUAAAAAGUUGAUUGAACCAGUUUCAUACCAGCAGCACUCAAAAUGACAAACAAAAACUAUCCUCAAUGCAACGGGUCGCAACAGCAAUCGGCGAAUCUCAAAAACGGCAUCAGUAACGAUGCGAUGUCCUUAUCCAGCUACAAGGGCUCCAAGGAUAUUCUGAACGUAAAAUUCAGCAAACCAUCGGAGAAAGCUCUCGGUGCCGCCAGCAGUAGCAAACCGGUCUCGUACUUCAAACUGUUCCGAUUCGCAACAUGGGGUGAAAUAAGUGCCACUAUUGUCGGAAUAUUGCUGGCCUCGGUCGCUUCACUCGGGCUGCCAUAUGGUGUCAUUCUGUACGGGGAGUUCACAACGCUGCUGGUAGAUCGAACCAUCGGAAUAGGAAAAUCCACCGACACGUCCAUACUGUCACUAUUCGGCGGUGGAAAGAUAUUAGUUAACGCCAGCAUAGAGGAAAACCAGGAUGCAAUUCUGGAGGAUGCGAAAGCUUUUGGUUUGGGCGCAAUUUUUGUGUCCGUAGUGCAGUUCCUAGCUGGCGCACUUAGUGUGGAUGUGAUUAACCGGUCCGCUAACCGGCAGAUCAGUCGAAUACGGCAGCUGUUCCUCAAGGCUGUCCUCCGGCAGGACAUGACCUGGUAUGAUCUGAACAGUGAUGACAACUUUGCGGUUCGCAUUACUGAUGAUCUGGACAAACUGAAGGAAGGCAUUGGAGAGAAGCUUUCCAUAUUCACGUAUUUAGUGAUGUCUUUCGUUAUAUCUGUGAUAUUUUCAUUUUUUUAUGGUUGGAAACUGACUUUAGUAAUAUUGAGCUGUGCACCCAUUAUUAUUCUGGCAACUGCUAUUGUGGCCAAGAUGCAAAGCACAUUAACCGAAAAAGAGUUAAAGGCAUAUUCGUCGGCGGGCGCAAUUGCUGAAGAAGUGCUAGGAAGCAUCCGGACAGUGGUUGCUUUCGGAGGUGAACGGAAGGAAUUGGAGCGAUACAAAAGUCGACUUUCAUCGGCAGAGGACAAUGGCCGUAAAAAGGGACUUUUCUCUGGCAUAGGAGGGGGUAUCAUGUGGUUCAUCAUCUAUUGCUGCUACGCACUGGCGUUCUGGUAUGGAAUCAGUUUAAUUCUGGAAGAUCGUGGAAAAGAUGUGAAGGAUUACACACCGGCUGUACUAAUUAUUGUACUGUUUGGCGUGUUGGCCGGAGCUCAGAAUCUCGGGUUGUCGUCUCCUCAUCUGGAAGCGUUCUCAACGGCGAAGGGCUCUGCGACAUCGAUAUUCUCUGUUAUUGAUAGAAUACCGACUAUAGAUUCGUUGGGUGAUGGCGGUCUACGGCCACUCUCUUUUAGUGGAAAUAUUAAAUUUACGGAUGUGCGUUUUCGAUAUCCUGCGAGAAGUGAUGUGCAGGUAUUGCAAGGUUUGGACUUGACUAUAGAGGCUGGAAAGACUGUUGCAUUGGUGGGUCCAUCUGGAUGUGGAAAGUCUACAUGCUUGCAGCUAAUCCAGAGGCUCUACGAUCCUCUACAUGGAUGCGUGACCAUCGAUGGAGUCAAGAUCAACGAAUUAAAUAUUAGCUGGCUGCGGUCUUACAUAGGAGUUGUUGGACAGGAGCCGGUCCUAUUUGGUACCAGUAUAGCGGAAAAUAUUCGCUACGGUAACCCGGAAGCGAGCCAAAGCGAUAUUGAAGCUGCUGCCAGAAUAGCGAAUUGCCAUAGUUUCAUUACUAAACUGCCUAAUGGAUACCACACGAUGAUUGGCGAGCGCGGCGCUCAAAUGUCCGGUGGUCAAAAACAACGAAUUGCCAUAGCACGGGCUUUGGUUCGUAAUCCCAAAAUACUUCUACUGGAUGAGGCAACCUCUGCUUUGGAUCCAAAUUCGGAGAAACGUGUUCAGGAUGCUCUAGAAAAGGCCAGCCGAGGCCGUACAACUCUAGUAGUAUCCCAUCGACUGUCGACAAUAACCAACGCUGAUAAGAUUGUAUAUAUUGACAAAGGUGUAGUAGCCGAGCAGGGAACACACGAACAACUCAUGGCCAAAGGCGGCCUGUAUUAUAACUUGGUAAUCGCCAGUGGCGCACUUAAGCAGGAGGAUGACGAAAAAGCAACUGUUGCCAAUGAACCAAAUCCAGCGGGACCGAAAAGUGAAUCUGCCUUUGAUGAAGACUGCUCAGAUGAUGAGUCCGAUGGAAGUAAAUCGGGAGAAGCGGUUGAAGAUGACAAUGAAGAUGCAUAUCCGGUAUCUGUGAUGCGACUGUUGAAACUCAAUGCUGCCGAAUGGCCAUACAUCCUGUUCGGUUGUGGUGCUGCAAUGGUGGUAGGGGCAUCGUUUCCACUAUUUGCUGUUCUUUUCGGCGAAAUGUACGGGAUCUUAUCGGUUGCUGAUCCGGAAUAUGUAAAAGCCGAAUGCAAUUUCUACUCACUGCUUUUCUUGCUGCUCGGUGUUAUCACAGGCAUUGGUACUUUCUUCCAAACUUUCCUGUUCAACAUUGCCGGUGCACGUUUGACGACACGCCUGCGUCAAAAGUCCUUCAAGGCUAUAAUCAGUCAGGAGAUGGCAUGGUUUGAUGAAUCAAAUAACGCCGUCGGGGCUCUUUGUGCGCGUCUUUCUGGAGACUGUGCUAGUGUUCAGGGUGCAACGGGAACAAGAAUUGGGUCCCUUCUGCAGGCCGCAUCUACGAUUUGCAUUGGUGUAGGAAUCGCUUUCUAUUAUUCGUGGAAUUUAACGCUAGUUUCGAUCGUUGCAAUACCAAUAGUAUUAGGUUCAAUCAUGCUGGAAUCACGAUACAUGGAAUCCAGUGCAUUGAAAGAGAAACAAUCACUCGAAAGUGCCAUAAAGUUGGCAACCGAAGCAAUUUCCAAUAUUCGAACGGUAGCUAGUCUGAGUCAGGAGCCACAUGUACUAGAUCGGUAUGAAAAAGAAAUCGUAAAAGUAGACAUUGCCUGCAAGAAAAAGACCAGACUUCGUGGUACGGUAUUUGCUCUCGGUCAAAUCAUGCCCUUCAUGGGCUACGGCCUAGCCUUGUCUUAUGGAGGGAAGCUGGUAUCCGAAGGAGAACUUUUGUAUAAAGAUGUGAUAAAAGUAUCCGAGGCUCUCAUUUUCGGUGCUUGGAUGUUGGGUCAAGCAUUAGCUUAUGCGCCUAACGUCAACUCGGCUAUGCUGUCAGCCGGCCGUUUGAUGAAACUACUUGAUCGUACUCCGAAAAUGUACAAUCCAUCCAGUUCCUAUCGUCCAAUUAGUCAAAAACAUGAGGGUAACAUAAAUUAUUCCAAUGUUGAAUUCCGGUAUCCUACAAGACCUACAGCUCCCAUACUGCAAGGACUCAAUUUGAAAAUCAAAAAAGGAACUACAGUUGCCCUAGUCGGACCUUCAGGCUGUGGUAAAUCAACCUGUAUCCAAAUGUUACUUCGUUAUUAUGAUCCGGAUAACGGUAGAGUGGAUAUCGAUGGAAUCUCAACGACGGAUUUCCAGCUGAGUCGCAUUCGGGCACAGAUGGGUCUAGUAUCGCAGGAACCAGUCUUGUUCGAUCGAACGAUAGCAGAAAACAUUGCGUACGGUGACAACAGCCGUGACAUCCCAAUGCCGGAGAUCAUCGACGCUGCCAAAAUGGCUAACAUCCACGAAUUCAUUGUGAACCUUCCGAAAGGUUACGAAACCAGUUUGGGCACAAAGGGAGCCCAACUGUCCGGUGGUCAGAAGCAGCGUAUCGCCAUUGCACGAGCGUUAGUUCGUAAUCCGCGUAUUCUGCUGCUAGAUGAAGCAACGUCCGCUCUGGAUAAUCAGAGCGAAAAGAUCGUUCAAAAUGCCCUAGAUCACGCCCGUAAAGGACGAACCUGCAUCAUUAUCGCCCAUCGCUUAACAACGAUUCAGAACGCGGAUGUAAUCUGUGUAAUCCAGAACGGUGUCGUGGUGGAAAGUGGUACUCACGACGAAUUAAUGGUGCUUAACAGAAUUUACGCGAAGCUGUAUACGAUGCAGCAAGUGGCUUAAAGUGCUCUUACGUGCUCACGUGCUUUGUGUUUAACAUAUCAUUUCUAUUUAUCGAUGAAAUCCGAAGACUUAAUGUGCCGCAGAGAAUGUACGUUUCAGUACAUUCAGUAAUGACAGGUUUUGGACGCGUCUCAGUGAUAGGAAAUCGAGUGGAGUUCGUGCGUAGGUUUAAUUUAGAAGUGAUAAUAAAACCGCCUCUUAACUUGUAGCCUUAUAUGUAAGUUUGUGUUUGUACAUAAUCGAUUAGACAAAUCAAACCAUGAAUCUUAAUAAUGCAUACUUCACUGUUGCCUAUAUUACUCACCGUUCUUACUAUAGCGAUUAGAAUUGCACGAUCUAUUUAACGAAUUUUAAAAUCUCGCUGUUAUCUUGAAAAGAAACUCAAUUUUUAAUUAGCGUUGAAUGUUGAAGCUUGUUUUGACGGUGUAUCGGAAUGUAAAUUAAAUAUUUUUGCUAUUAUUUACAAGAAAAUCUAGUUUGUUAUUACUUGAA
This is a messenger RNA of Wyeomyia smithii (pitcher-plant mosquito), 4797 nucleotides long. It is a transcript of the gene Mdr49, whose product is annotated as multidrug resistance protein homolog 49. The record is from RefSeq and is a predicted model, not a curated record. The coding region runs from base 376 to 4305 and encodes 1309 amino acids. Gene Ontology annotation, molecular function: ATP binding; ABC-type transporter activity; ATP hydrolysis activity. Gene Ontology annotation, cellular component: membrane. Lineage: Eukaryota; Metazoa; Arthropoda; Insecta; Diptera; Culicidae. Gene Ontology annotation, biological process: transmembrane transport. The transcript has 11 exons.